Messenger RNA from Halteromyces radiatus, 1256 nucleotides. RefSeq lists its product as uncharacterized. NCBI's taxonomy places the organism in Eukaryota, Fungi, Mucoromycota, Mucoromycetes, Mucorales, Cunninghamellaceae. The transcript has a single exon. Bases 175 to 1206 code for a protein of 343 amino acids. The record is from RefSeq and is a predicted model, not a curated record.
UUUUUUUUUUUUAUACCAUUCUAUUUCUUCCUAGGUUUUUCAUCUGGUGAUAACAGAUAUUCUCAUCUGUAUUCAUAUACUGAUAACAAUAAUAACAAUAGUAAUAACAACAAUAUCAGCAACAGCAACGACAACAGUAAUAAUAAUAAUAUCAGUAAUAUCAACAAUAACACCAUGACAGCACAACAACAAGCUUCCACAGCAGCAGUAACAUCAUCUGGUAGUAUGGAUACUAUCAACAAAGACCAACAAGAUAUUCCUGCAGAAGCUGAAGAAUUAAAGCGACAAUUGGAUCAACUCAAUCUCAACAUCAACAAAGUACGAGAAGAAGUGACAAUAGAAGCUGAAAAGAAACAACGUCUUCAACAGGAAUUGGAAGAAGCAAGACGAGUAUAUCAAGAACGUGAAACGGAAUACAAUCAAAUUGAACACAACUUUUUCCAACUAACACGGGCUGUACGUGCUACUGAUGAUGACUUGUCAACUAUUCGCGAUUCUCUAAAGUUACUCAAAUACAAUGUAUCUCGUGUGGUGAUGACUUUGAACAAGAAGGCAGAUAAGACUAAGGCCAAGACCAAAUUUGUUGCUACAUGGCCUGAACUCUCAUUAUUGGAUAGUCAAGGUGAAUUCGUGGAACCUAGUCAUAUCAACUUUUUGGCUGAAAAGUUAAUACAUGAUCAUCUUGUGCGAUGCGUAUUCCGAUGUCCUGUUUAUCCUGGUUUGGACAUCAAUAACUCAUAUGCAGCUCUUAGUAGUUGGUUUACUGAACAUGAUUCCAAUUUUUCUGUACGUUUACGACAACAAUUGGCGUUGAUUUUGGCGAAAAGCAAGACUGAUAGCGAAUUACAUCAAGCAGUACAACAAGAAAAGAAACGGAUAGCAGAUCUUAUCUAUAAAGAUCUAGCGGAAAUUUAUAGUCCUUUUAUAUUGGAAAAUGAUGCUCAAGUGAGUGAAGAUAAAUCGUAUUAUGCCAAGGUGACUGAUAUUUUGGAUAAGGCAUUCAAAUUGGCUAUUGCUAUUCGUGGUCAAGAAGUGGAAAUAACUACUUUGGAUUUGGAAGAAGGCAAACAAGAAAUUGAUGAAGAAACAAUGGUAGAAGUUCGUGGAAAAACAUCUGGUAUUGUACGAUUCUCUAUUUGUCCUGCUUUUAUUGGUGGUGAUGGUGAACAUGGUUUCUUGGAAAAAGGAAAAGUAGUUGUAGUCUAGUCAAUCCCCCCCUUUUCCCCUUAGUUUUUUUUUUUUUUUUUGAAUCUCAC